AUGAAUCUUGAAGACUUACUUGAAGGUCAACAAAGUGUAGCGGAUCUUCUUGAUCAUCAUCGCCGUCUAAACCGCCUGGAAUUGCAAAACCAAGUAAGUCAAAACUCAUCAAUAAAGAGCGAAGAAGAGAAGAGUGAUGACUUGCUAAAGAAGAAACAAAAACUUCGUCUUCAAAGAGAUGUGAUGAAAAUGCAAGGAGAGCUAGAGGAGGAGCAAGCACUCAACAAGGCCUUACGAGGUAUACUUCGUGGACCAGUCAUGUCUCAGCCUCGUCUCUCUUUACUGCUUCUUCCUCCUGAGGUUCAAGAGAUAAUAGAGGAGCUUGCUACGGUUGAGGCAGAGAUAAUCUGCCUCGAGAAACAAAUCCAAGACCUGAAACAUGAUGUGUAUAGUGAGAGGAAAGUGAAUCAAGAACUUGAAGCCAAUGAAAGAGAAGAGAGGACGAUGAUGAUGACCACUCCUAAGAAACUACUACAAAGGCAGAAUCAACUUCCUUGGGAACCUGACAGUGACAUUCCAAAGAUGAGAUCUAAGGAUCUAAAACAAAGAUCCAAGUUACAGAGUUGUGAAGAUCCUCAUGGUUUCAAGGAUAUCCAAAUGAGAAAUCCCUUCUCACCAAGACACAGCAGUUCUUCGACUUUUUCAAGAAUGCAAGAUAGCAAGUACAUUCAAAUGAGCAAUCCCUUCUCACCAAGACACCGUUCUUCGACUUUUUCAAGAAUGCAAGAUAGCAAGAAAGGGCAAGAGAUGACGCCAAAUGGAGUAUCAGAAGAUCUGUUGAAGUGCUUGAUGGGAAUCUAUUUGGAACUCAACAAGUCAUCGCGAGAGAGAGAAGGGUCAAGAACGGUUUCAAAGCUGAGCCUCUCACACCUGAAGAACGCUUCUUUCAAACGCAAAUCAGUGUAUGGGCAGAACGCAUCAAAUCUUGAUCCUUAUGGAGCUGUGAUGGGGACUUGUAUCAGAGACAUUGGAGAGUACAAGAACUUCAUCCACAUCACUCGAACCUGCAUUGAUGUUAGCCGUCUAUCUGAUUGCUCAACUUCUCUUGUCAAUCUAAGGUACUUCAGUGUCAUCUUCCUUCUUAAUUAUCUGUUGAGACUAUAUUUCGAUUGUUAA
Brassica napus (rape) is the source of this 1116-nucleotide messenger RNA. RefSeq lists its product as uncharacterized. Lineage: Eukaryota; Viridiplantae; Streptophyta; Magnoliopsida; Brassicales; Brassicaceae. The coding region runs from base 1 to 1116 and encodes 371 amino acids. The record is from RefSeq and is a predicted model, not a curated record. The transcript has 2 exons.